AUGAAGUCCGCUGUGAACCCAGAGUUCACUCUCAAACUCGAUUGCUCCAAUCCACAAGCGUAUCAGAUUCAAAAGAACACUGGAGAAUAUCUCGUUUGGAAGCCAAAUUUUCUAGGAAAGCCAUCAAACGCUAUUUGGGGAGAGAGCGGGGCAAAGAGCUUCUGGACAGUAAGAAAGAUGAUGUCCAGACGGGGACUGGACUACUUCGCAAUUUCGUUGCCAAAUGAACCGGAUUACUUUCUUCAUGGAGAUCUCAACAUAAAACAAAGUAACAGGGCACAAUGGUUCAUUUUCGACCAAAUUCCAGAAUGCGCAAUUCAACCCUGGUCGCAAUGGAGCUCCUGUUCUGCAACUUGCGGCCAAGCUAGUCGAUCUAGGACAAGAAAAAUCGCGAAAGACUGGGAACCAUACUACAAUUUUGUCAUCAACGAUAUGAAGAUAACUGAACCCUGCGAAGUCGAUCUCUGUCGAAUCGAGGAUGACCUCUCCUACUAUGACUUUUAUUAG
Oikopleura dioica is the source of this 507-nucleotide messenger RNA. The record is from the annotation of a GenBank genome assembly. NCBI's taxonomy places the organism in Eukaryota, Metazoa, Chordata, Appendicularia, Copelata, Oikopleuridae.